Molecule: messenger RNA, 1209 nt
Organism: Photinus pyralis (common eastern firefly)
Lineage: Eukaryota; Metazoa; Arthropoda; Insecta; Coleoptera; Lampyridae
Exons: 1
Coding region: 123-1151 (342 amino acids)
Biological process (GO): DNA integration
Molecular function (GO): nucleic acid binding
Source: RefSeq, a predicted model, not a curated record
CAGUUCCUAAAGAACUUUCAGUAUAUUACUCCAAACGUAAUGAAUUGUCCUCAUACAAAAAUUGUUUACUUUGGGGAAGUAGAGUCAUCAUCCCUGUAGCUGCCAGAAGUCAAGCGUUGGCCAUGCUACAUACCACUCAUCCAGGAAUAGUUCGUAUGAAAUCUUUGGCACGCAGCUAUAUGUGGUGGCCCAAUAUGGAUUCCGAAAUAGAAGCUACAGUCAAGAAUUGCAAUGUCUGCCAAUCUCAUCAAAGAAACCCACCGAAGGCGCAGUUACAUCCAUGGGAAUGGACGUCAACCCCUUGGGAACGUUUACAUAUUGACCAUGCUGGACCGUUUCAUGGGGCCAUUUUCUUGAUAGUGGUGGAUUCCCAUUCCAAAUGGCUGGAAGUUCGAAGAGUGCCAUCAACUUCUUCGAAAGCAACAGUUUCAGUCCAUGGACUACCAAAGGUCAUCGUAAGCGACAACGCGACAUCUUUUACAUCAACAGAGUUUACGGAGUUCUUGUCGAAAAAUGGAAUUCGACAUGCACGAAUCGCACCUUAUCAUCCUUCAUCCAAUGGCCAAGCCGAACGGAUGGUACAGGAGGUUAAACGAAAUCUUUCCAAGAUGGGGGAGGGAGACUGGGAAAUCAAGUUGGCCAGGUACCUUUUGGGACAACACACAACUCCAUCAACCACAACAAAAACCAGCCCCGCAGAAAUGCUGAUGAAAAGGCGUCUACGAACACACUUGGAUCAGAUCCAUCCUGAUUUUGCUUCGGUCAGAAAGCAAGAUGAGGAAACUGGAACUACUAGGGUGUUGCUGUCGGGUGACCCAGUGUAUAGUAGGAGUUACAGCGGUCCAUCAAAAUGGGUUCCUGCAACAGUCGUAAGAGCGACAGGCCCAGUAUCUUACGAGACGACCAACAGUGAAGGCGAAUUACAGCGCCGGCAUAUUGACCAACUUCGAAAAGGAGAGGAAGAAACGGAAACUGCAGUCAAGCCCUGUGAAUUGUCAGAGGUUGGCGAUACUUUAGCACCAACUAACUCGACUGAAGAACCUACAACAAUUGAUCAUGAACCACACGACGAACCACACAACAGUGAGCAGACAUCACGACAAUCGACACGACAGAAACGAGCACCUUUGUACCUGAAGGACUACGUGUAAUUAUAAUUCAUAGUUAUUAAUUACAUCAUUAUUCUGAUAGGGGAGGGGUGUCAUGUAU